AUGGUAUCAAAGAAGAGCUACAGAACUAAGGCGCAUGCAGGCAGUUUCAAAAAGGAGGGAAUGGAGAGGCCAUUGAGUCCGAGACACGUUGACUGGUCCAAAUACUUCAGAAACACAAAGAAACCAGACUACUUGGAUCUGGGCUGUGGAUACGGGAAGUUUCUGCUACGUACAGCUGAUAAAUGCAAGAAGAACAUUCUGGGAAUAGAAAUCAGGAACAAGGUGUACGAAUACACCAAGAGGCGGAUUGAGAAGAGUGGAAUGGAGAAUGUGGGCGUGAUGAACACGAAUGGGCUUCUCUUUCUUCCUAACAUUUUUGAGAAGAAAUCACUAGAGAAAAUAUUCAUUCUGUUUCCUGAUCCACAUUUCAAGAAAACAAAGCAGAAGGGUCGCAUUGUUGGAAAGCGAACAAUGGGUGUGUUUGAGUAUCUGCUGAAGGACGGAGGCAGAUUGUACAUUUCCACGGACGUAAAGAGCCUCUAUGACGACAUGUGUGGCGUAAUAGAAGAAAGUGGAUUCUUUGAGGAGAAAGAGAAGGCAAAAACAGCCGUGACAAAAGAGCUGCUUGAGAACCAGGAGAAAAAGGCGCUUUUUGAGGCGACUUAUUUGGGAACAGACAAAUCAACAAGGGCAGGCGUGAAGAACGGAAUGGUGUACGCGAGUGUGUACGUCGUGAAAAAGAAGUAA
Enterospora canceri is the source of this 687-nucleotide messenger RNA. The record is from the annotation of a GenBank genome assembly. Lineage: Eukaryota; Fungi; Microsporidia; Enterocytozoonidae.